Molecule: messenger RNA, 1139 nt
Organism: Polyodon spathula (Mississippi paddlefish)
Lineage: Eukaryota; Metazoa; Chordata; Actinopteri; Acipenseriformes; Polyodontidae
Product: costars family protein ABRACL
Exons: 3
Coding region: 106-486 (126 amino acids)
Biological process (GO): regulation of actin filament-based process
Source: RefSeq, a predicted model, not a curated record
CACCUGCGCUUCACAGUUUAAAUAAUCAUAUUCCAGUCAUGGUGUCAGAUUGGUAAAAAGGUGAAAAUCCGGUGCAAAAAAACAAUACUUCGGUACACUGACGUCAUGAUUUAUACUGCUCAUUAUACGCUAUAUGGCAGGGCUUUCUCAUUUCACACACUUCCUGUUGAGUUAGGAGAGCCAGCAGCAUCUGCGCUGAAAGCCAAGAGAAAAAAGGGUGAACUUAGAUUAGCAGAAGAAAUGAAUGUGGAGCAUGAAGUACAGUUAUUGGUCGAAGAGAUACGGCGACUUGGCAGCCCAAAUGCAGAUGGAAAGACCAGCGUGAAGUUUGGAGUCCUGUUUAGAGAUGACAGAUGUGCAAACCUCUUUGAAGCAAUGGUAGGGACAUUAAAGGCUGCCAAACGCAAGAAGAUUAUCUCUUUCCAGGGAGAGCUGCUCCUGCAAGGUGUCCAUGAUGAUGUGGAUGUUGUACUACUUCAAGAAUAAGGCAUUCCGCACAUAAUGUGCUGUAUGUUGACUUUACAAAAGUCAAAGUUUACAUUGAACAAAGAUCAUGCAAUAUCAUGGAAUAUCAUGCCGUUCACAAUAAUUGAGCCAUCUUGUCACAAAAUAUUUUAUAUUUCUUUAAGAACCAAAAUAUAUGGCAAGUUGCAUUUUUGUAAAGCAGUAUAAAUGUUUUCUCCUUAAUGUCACCUAUUUUAUACAGCGAAAAUUUGUAUAAAGUUGAGAGGAAAGGGCACAUAAAUUUAUACCGUACAAAUAUAUAUUUAAGUGAUAUAUAUUAUCUAAGAGUAGUAUUGUAAGAAACUGUAAUAAAUAGAUAAUCAUAUGUUACAAUGGCACUGUAUGAAAUUGCACAUCUAGUUAAUGGGUUAAGCAAAGCACUGUAUAAGACAAUAAUAAGGCCAAACAAAACCAGCUUAUAUGUGCAAGCUUGGAUAAGGUUGCAGGUAUUCUAGUAUUGUACUGCUUCUAGUAAAUGUAUUUUUUUGUGGAUCUAACCUCAUUACAAUGACACUGAAAUAUUUUUUAAUCCUCAUGUAAGCUGGUUUAAUCAGCAAUAAUAAAUACUAUAUACAUUGAAGCUUGGAAAAAAAAAAAAAAAACAUUUUCAACAUAAUAAACAUUUGUGAAAUUAA